GACAAGCUCAUUGACCCCUCGUCGGUCUCGCACAUCUUCCGGUUGUCCCCCUCGGUCGGCUGUGUCAUGACUGGAUCCAUUGCCGAUGCGAGGGCCUCGGUGAGCAGAGCGCGUGGCGAGGCUGCCGAGUUCCGCUACAAGUAUGGGUACGAGAUGCCCUGUGACGUUCUGGCAAAGAGAAUAGCCAAUAUCAGCCAGGUCUACACGCAGAGGGCCUACAUGCGACCGCUGGGCGUGGCCACGACGCUCAUCUCGCUCGACUCUGAGUUUGGCCCGCAGCUGUACAAGUGCGAUCCGGCGGGCUACUAUGUCGGGUACAAGGCGACUGCGUCGGGCCCCAAGACGCAGGAGGCGCUCAACUUCCUGGAGAAGAAGCUCAAGAACAAGGAGCACGCCGAGGGCAGCUGGGAAGAGGUGGUGGAGCUCGCCAUCACGGCGCUGAGCACGGUGCUGUCGGUCGACUUCAAAAAGGGGGAGCUGGAGAUUGGCAUUGUCGGCGGCCCCAAGGGCAACGGCGAGGAGGGCACCGACGCAGCCUUCAGGGCGCUCAGCGAGGACGAGAUCGACGAGCGCCUGCAGUCAAUCGCGGACAAGGACUGAGCAGCGGCAGGCAUGGGCGGGCGGUUGGGAGGUGUGGGUGGCUCAGGUAUGACGGCACGAUCCAAAGCACUACGAUAUCAGCGGUAGCAUGACACGGCCUCUCAGACGUCGGAAGGGCUCUAGCAGCACGAUGAAUACAGACGUUAGACUGC
This is a messenger RNA of Exserohilum turcica Et28A, 752 nucleotides long. RefSeq lists its product as uncharacterized. The record is from RefSeq and is a predicted model, not a curated record. The transcript has 2 exons. NCBI's taxonomy places the organism in Eukaryota, Fungi, Ascomycota, Dothideomycetes, Pleosporales, Pleosporaceae. Gene Ontology annotation, cellular component: nucleus; proteasome core complex, alpha-subunit complex; proteasome core complex. The annotation marks the transcript as partial.